This is a messenger RNA of Bombus impatiens (common eastern bumble bee), 1320 nucleotides long. Its product is annotated as glutathione S-transferase. Gene Ontology annotation, molecular function: glutathione transferase activity. Gene Ontology annotation, biological process: glutathione metabolic process. The transcript has 3 exons. The coding region runs from base 530 to 1015 and encodes 161 amino acids. Lineage: Eukaryota; Metazoa; Arthropoda; Insecta; Hymenoptera; Apidae. The record is from RefSeq and is a predicted model, not a curated record.
AGAUCAGUUUUGUCUCAUUCAAUCAGUUACCGUCGACCAACAUGGAAUUUCCCCGCGAUUGUUCCGACUUUGAAGUCUUAAAAGAAAAAUUAAGCUGCGGUACUAUAAAUUGACUCAGUUCCCAAUUAUGGCAUUGGCAGAACCAAUCCGUUUUAUCUUCAGCUAUUCUAGUAUUCCAUUUGAAGAUGAAUAUAUCAGAAAGGACGGCUGGGCAGAAAUAAGCGAGUGUAAGCUUAAAAUUUAAAGAAAUUCUGUUUCUUAAAUCUCAUCUUUCCUAAUUUAACUAAAGUAGCUAAAUAAAGUAGAAUACAAUUAUGCAGAGUACAACAGAGAUUAUUGUUUACUCCCACAUUGCUCUAUAAGAUAUGUGGGAGAACAAUAAGUAUUGUUAAGGAGACAAUGCCCUUUGUUUGCUGAUAAAUUAUCAAUAAAUUAAAUUAUAUCUUUCCAAAACAGAUAACAGGAAGCUAGAUAUUUAAGAAGCAACAUAAUCUGUUUGUUCGAUAGAAUCUUUGAUUCUGUUAAUUGUAUGUUUUUAGUGGCUUCUUGUAACAUGCUUCCUAUGCUCAUAUUUGAUAAAAGGCUGGUUGGUCACGCUACAGCUAUUUGCCGUUUCGUAGCCAGACAAUAUGAUUUAGCUGGAAAGACUGACUUGGCAAGUCUUCAUAUUGAUUCCGUUGUUGAUACUAUUCAUGAUAUUCGUUAUAUAAUUGCCGAGUUCUACUAUGAGAAAGACGAGAAGUACAAAGCUAAGAAACGCGCGGCUGCUGAAAAGACGCUGCCGCCCAUUUUAGAAAGUUUGGACCAGGAUGUGAAGAAGAAUGACGGCUACUUCCGCGAUGGUACUCUCUCUUGGGCUGAUUUAACAUUCGUUGCUCUGCUCGAUUAUUUCAACUUUAUGUACAAGAGUAAUCUGAUCGAGAAUUACGAGAAUCUGAAGCUGCUGGAGAAAAGGGUCCUCCGUCUGCCCACGAUCAGAGACUGGUUUGAGAGACGCCCAGUUAGCGAAUACUAAACUUCACGAUUGCUUAUGGUUUUAUAAGUGUUUAGAGAUUGCAGUCUUAGUUGCUGUGUUUAGAAAAUGAAGAACGAAUCGUGUUGAUGUUUGUAUGGAAUAUACUGAUUGCUUUUAACAUUCAUUAGUUCCAGUUAUUACCGAUAUUUUUGUCAUUUAGAUAGGGUUUUCCCUUUAGAUUAUGUUGCGAUAGAGAACUAUUAUUUGUGUAUUCCUACAGAAACAUACGAACUAUAUAAACUGUUGACACGAUGUUCUGCUUUUGUAGUAUAGAGAUAAUAAUAAAACCAUCAAACAAUCAUUAA